Messenger RNA from Medioppia subpectinata, 1125 nucleotides. Lineage: Eukaryota; Metazoa; Arthropoda; Arachnida; Sarcoptiformes; Oppiidae. The record is from the annotation of a GenBank genome assembly.
AUGAAAAUAGAUCCGCUUGUGGAAAUUAGACGUUUCGAUGACUAUAACGCCUUUAGAGAUUAUGGAAUGAAAAAGAAGCAGAAUAGAUCUGAGGAAAUCAAUGACAAUGAUGCCAAAGAAAUAAAAUUUGUUAGGAUGUCUCAAUUACCUGAAUUGAUUAAGACUGAUGAAAAAGAUUUUGAUGAAGUCACAAAACGAAUAGGAGAUGAGGAUCGUACAAAGACAGUAGUUGAGGCCAUUGAGAGGCUGAGGUCAUUUGAAAGACAACAAGCAGUUAAAAUCACAUCAAAUCAGGAGAAUUUGAUCAAAUCUACAAAGAAUUUUGUUAAAAAGCUUGAUAAAGCUGUUAAGAAGAUGGAAAAAGCAGCAAGAAAACUUGAAGAAAGCAGUUAUAUUAAAAAGGAAGAUAAUAAUACAGCCAGGGAUAUCAAUGAAGGGACUAUUAAAAAGAACAAUGAGACUCCUGAGAUAAAGAAUAAACAAUCAACUACAAAUGGAGUAGAUAAGUUAGAUAAGGAAAUUAAAACAAUGAAGGCAUCCAAAAAACUUUUGAAAGAAAUUGAAGCGGCUGGAUUGAAGGAUAUUUCCCAUAUUAAUGAAGAUAAAGUAGAGAGCUCCAAAUUGCUUACUGAAGGAACAGAGGGAAUAAUACUCGCUGCUGAUAGUAGAACUUCUUCUGGUGCAUAUAUUCCAUCUAGAGUUACAGACAAGAUUAAUGCUAUAUCGGAUACCAUUUAUUGCUGCCGGAGUGGAAGUGCAGCAGAUACACAAAUAAUCAUCCGAAAUAUCAAACGUAAGAUCAACAAACUGGCCCUUUCAGAAAAUACAAAGCCAUCCGUUAAAAAGACCGCGACUUUAACCAGUAGUAUUAUUUAUAACAACAAGGAACAUAUGCUAGCCGGCUACGAUACAGAGUUCCAAAUUUAUCGAAUAAGUCCAGAUGGAUCAGUGUACAGUGGAGAUAUCAUUCUUGGGGGAAGUGGAUCUGGCUUCAUAUAUGGAUAUUCCGAUGCGCAUUAUAGAAAUGAUAUGACUCUUUCAGAGGCUGUGGAAUUUGCCAAAUGUAUGAUCAGACUAGCUAUUAACAGAGAUGCUGCUUCAGGAGGCCAAGACAAGCAGAGGUAA